Aaosphaeria arxii CBS 175.79 is the source of this 165-nucleotide messenger RNA. Its product is annotated as 50S ribosomal protein L33. The transcript has 2 exons. The annotation marks the transcript as partial. Gene Ontology annotation, molecular function: structural constituent of ribosome. NCBI's taxonomy places the organism in Eukaryota, Fungi, Ascomycota, Dothideomycetes, Pleosporales. Gene Ontology annotation, cellular component: mitochondrion; ribosome. The record is from RefSeq and is a predicted model, not a curated record. Gene Ontology annotation, biological process: translation.
GCCAAGUCGAGGACCCUGAUGGUCCGGCUCAUCUCCAUGGCUAUGACGGGGUACUACCGCACCGUCAUGAGGCCGCGCGCGCACCGCCCGCUCAGCAUGCUGAAAUAUGAUCCCAUCGUGCGGAAACAAGUGCUCUUCCUUGAGCAGAAGCGCGGAAAGAAAUAG